AUGAUCAACCAGCAUGUCUACAAAGAGAUCCUGCAGUGUUUGCUUCAUUCAGUGCAUGAGAAGAGGCGAGAGUUGUGGCAGGACAACUCGUGUCUGCUUCACCACGACAACAUGCCAGCUCACAACGCCCUGAGCAUCCGGCAGUUCCUUGCCGAGAAGAACACUGCCAUGCUGGAGCAAGCUCCCUACUCACCCGACCUGGCUCCGUGUGAUUUUUCCCUAUUCCCCAAACUCAAGGCGGUCAUCAAGGGGACCCGUUUUCUGGACAUGGAAGACAUCAAGAGGGCUGUGACGACAGAGUUGCGGAGAAUCCUGAGAGAAUCCUUCCAGGAGUGCAUGGAGGCGUGGCGAAGAAGGAUGGGAAAGUGCCUUCAGGAUCCUGAUUUGCAUGUUUUUCAGUUCACCAGGUCUGUUUAUAAUGCUGCUAUUUAUGAGAACUCUCCGGCUCGGUCCUACUUAAGGAGUGAGGUCAAAAUGGGGAUAAUUCUAUCAAAGUCCAUCUCAUGGGACAUUGAAUACUUCAUUGUGUCUGGAGAUGAUAAGGGGCUGUUUGAAGCCGAGAAGUAUGUUCUGGGAGACUUCUGUUUUCUACGCAUCCAUACUAAGGGUGAAAGCGCUGACAUUUUGAACCGUGAGAUAAAGGAUAACUACACAUUAAGUGUAAGAGCUACAUCCAUUGGUGGUUUGAAUGCAUCUACAAAAGUCAGUGUACAAGUCAUGGACAUGAAUGACCUUCGACCUUUAUUCUCACCUACCAGUUAUACCAUCACUAUACCUGAAAGCACCCCACUGGGUGCCAGCAUUGCCCAGGUUACUGCCACGGAUGCUGACGUAGGCUCCAAUGGCGAAUUCUAUUAUUUCUUCUGGAAAUUAUUGGAGCACUUUGCUGUCCAUCCCACCAGUGGCAUUAUAUAUCUUACCGCCAAACCCAAUGCUGAUGAGAACACAAAAUUUGAGCUUGAGGUUUUGGCAGUUGAUCAUGGAAUGAAAAUAUAUGAGAAUGACGGUGUGAGCAGCACAGCAAAAGUAAUGAUCAACGUCAUACGUGUUAAUGAAUUUUCACCAACACUAAAUGUGGUUGCACUUGAGCCAUCUUUAAAAGACAAAGAGCCAGUAUAUGCUGUGGUCACAGUGGAGGAUCUGGAUGAAGGUCCAAAUGGGGAAAUUGAGUGGGUUGGUAUCAUCGAAGGUGACCCACUGGAGCACUUUGUUCUCAAGAAAGCACCACGUGGCAAAGAUUACUUGCUGAAAAUGUCUGAACCGAUAGACUGGAAUACAUUUCCAUCUGCCUAUAAUCUCACUUUCCAAGCCAAAGACAGAGGCAUACCUCCAAGGUUUUCCAACACUCAGUUUCUUCAACUCUUGGUGAAAAGGCCAGAGCCUGUGCUUUAUAAAUUUGAGGAAGAUAUUUACAAAGCUACAGUUAAUGAGAUGGCUCCUCCUGGAACUAUUAUACAGACUGUUGCAAUCUCUCCUAAGCCACAGUGUGCCAACUAUUGCUUAAGUCUCACCUCAGAUUCUACAUAUUUCAGUAUUAAUACCUUUGCUGGCGUCAUUUCAACAUUAAGGCCAUUUACCAUGCAAGGACAACAGCUUUUUGAACUAGAGGUAAUAGAGGCUGUGAGUGGUCUGAGCAUCAAAGUACAGAUUACUGUAGAGGAUGCUAACGAUAACGUUCCAAUAUUCACCCAAGCAUUCUACAAAGUGUCUGUCAAUGAGAAUACUGCAGUUGAUACUGUUAUACUUGUCAUAUCAGCAGUAGACGAUGACCAAGGGGAUAAUGGACGCAUAACGUACAGUAUACCAAGCCUUCAGCCUCUGCCCUUCAAAAUUAACCAAAAUACAGGUGAACUUAUGAGCUCAGAAGAACUUGAUUUUGAAUCGUCUUUGGAAACAUAUGUUUUCCGUGUCCGGGCUUCUGACUGGGGAUUGCCUUAUCGAAGAGAGAGUGAGGUAAACGUUACAGUACAAAUCACGAACAUCAAUGACAAUCCACCCCUCUUUGAACGUGUGUCAUGUAAAGGAAUAAUUACUCAAGAGUUCACUGUAGGCCAGACAAUAAUCACUUUUUCUGCCAUUGACAUCGAUGAGCUUGGUUUGGUAAAAUAUAACAUAUUGUCUGGAAAUGAACCGGGCUUCUUCAGCUUGAAUCCAGACUCUGGGAUGCUGUCACUGAGGAAGUCUCUUGUUGGCGCUAAUGUCAUAAACGAAGUGUUCACUUUGAAAAUAUCAGCCACAGAUGGCAAGUUAUUCUCUGAGCCCACCUUUAUCAACAUAUCAGUUGUGAAAGGGAAAGUUUCAUCAAGGAAUUUUUAUUGUAAUGACACAAAAGUUGGACAACAAAUAGCUGAACGGCUUCUCAAAAAAGCCAGCGCAGUAGACAAGUCAAAGUUUGAAGAAGGUUACAGUGACCUAUAUUCUGUCAACCGUCACACACCUCAGUUUGUAUCAUUUCCCUCUGAUAUAGUAAUUCGUGAAGAUUUGCCUGUUGGAUCAACUGUUGUUAAAGUGAACACCGUUGACAAAGAUACAGGCUUCAAUGCUCGCAUUCUCCAUGUUAUAUCAGACGGAAAUACUGACGGCUGUUUCAAUAUCGAUAUGGAAACUGGGGUGAUUUAUAUCUAUCAGCCACUGGAUCGUGAAAGGUCAGACCGGUAUGUCCUUAAUAUAAGUAUAUAUGACAUGGGUCUGCUUCAAAGGUCUAGCUGGAGGAUGAUAACUAUAAACAUUGAUGAUGCAAAUGAUAACAGCCCACGGUUCUCCUUGGAGAGCUACACUGCAGUGGUCCCAGAGAACACAGCCAUUGGCACAGAAGUGAUCCAGAUUGUAGCCUCAGAUAUUGACCUGGAUCAUAACGGUGAAAUCUUUUACACAUUAUUGACCAGUACACCUCUUUUCAUCAUUAACAGUGCCACUGGGUGGGUCUAUGUUUCUGGCCAGUUGGACAGUGAGUCACUGUCAGAUAUUACCCUGAAAAUCGAAGCCAAAGACAAGGCAGAGAGAGGGAAUCAAAGAUCCUCCGUAACAACUCUAAAGGUCUACCUGGAGGAUUUGAAUGACUGCCCACCCAUGUUUAUUCCCAAGAGUUAUAACUGCCGUGUACUGGAAGACAUUCCUGUAGGCACCGUCAUCACAUGGUUGCAAACCCAAGAUCCUGACCCUGGACUUGGGAGAGCAAAUUAUUUCCUGACCAAUGACUUCAACGGGACAUUCAAGAUUAAUAUGGAGAGUGGAGCAGUCAAGGUGGCCAAGGGACUGGACUUUGAAAAGCAGCAGUUCUACAAUCUCUCUGUGAUUGCAGAAGAUUGUGAUUUCUCCGCUCAACUCCGUUCUUUCUCUUAUGUUGAAGUGGAGGUGAUUGAUGUUAAUGAAAACUUCAAUGAGCCCAGCUUCUCUGAAUUUGCAGUGAAAGCCACCGUUAAGGAGAACUCACGCCUUGGAACAAGUGUGGUUCAAGUCACUGCUCAGGACAACGACAAGGGCAGGGAUGGCCUACUAAAAUACUCAAUCAAAUCUGGAAGUGGCCUUGGCUGGUUCUUCAUUGACGAAGAGACUGGCGUGAUCUACACUUCUAGUAUUCUAGACUGUGAGAGGCAGGACUCCUACUGGUUAACCGUCUAUGCUACAGACCAAGGGGUUGUGCCACUCUCUACUUCCAUUGAGGUCUAUGUCCAGGUGGAGGAUGUCAAUGAUAAUGCCCCUUUGACCUCUGAACCCAUCUAUCAUCCUUAUGUCUUGGAGAAUUCACCCAAAGAUGUUUCAGUGGCGCGUGUACAGGCCAACGACCCUGACGUCACUUCUUUUGCCAACCAUCUCAUGUACCGCAUCACUGCUGGAAACCCACAAAACUUCUUCACCAUCAAUUCCAAGACAGGUCUCAUCACUACAACAUCAAGAAAACUGGACAGAGAGCAGCAAGCCGAACAUAUUUUGGAGGUUUCCAUUACGGAUGGCAGUGGUGUCUCCAGGCAGUCCACAGUGUGGGUAAUAGUGCAUAUUCAAGAUGAGAACGACAACACACCAGAAUUCCCACAGAGAGUCUACUGCAUAAGUCUCCCAGAGCGGGACUGGAAUAAAUAUGGUGAUCCUGUCUAUAGAGUUUUUGCAUAUGACCGGGAUGAAGGGCCUAAUGCAGAACUCACAUACAGCAUAGUGGAUGGAAAUGAAGACAGGAAGUUCUUCAUUGACUCCAAAACUGCAAUGGUGUACUCCAGAAAGAUGGUUACAGCAGGAGCUAAUGACAUCCUCACGAUAAAAGCCGUGGACAAUGGGAUCCCGCAGAAGUGGUCAACUGUACAGCUACGUGUCGAGUGGAUCAGAAAACCUUUGCCUUUCCCAAAGGCCUUGCAAUUCAUGGUGUCUAGCUAUAACUUUGUUAUUGCAGAGAAUGCUAAAGUUUUUGAAAAUGUGGGCACCAUCUUUGUCCGGCAAACAGAAACACCCCUCUGGUUUGAGAUCACUGAAAACUAUGAUGGAACGUUUGACAUCCAGAGGGGAAUGGGGACUAUAGUUUUGGUGAAGCCUCUGGAUGCAGAAAAUCAGUCACUUUACAACUUGACUGUUCAGGUGACUGACGGAACAAAUACAGCAACUACACAGGUUCAUAUCCGAGUUUUGGACGACAAUGAUAACGCUCCCGUGUUCUCCCAACCUGUAUAUCAGGUGUCAGUUUUAGAGAACACACCAGUGAACACUGAGGUGUUGCGUGUCAAAGCUACAGAUAGUGAUGAACGAGCCAAGCUGAGUUAUUCUAUUCAUGGUAGUGUGGAUCUGCUCAGCAUGCGUAUGUUUCGGAUUGAUGUUGGCACUGGUGUCAUUUACACUGCUGAUGUAUUGGACUACGAGGCAUGCACACAGCAUAUCCUUACUCUUAUGGUGAAAGACCAGGAAUUCCCUUACUACAGAGAUUUGGCUCGGAUUAUUGUGAAUAUAGAGGAUUCCAAUGACCAAAGUCCUUUUUUUACACGGUCAGUGUAUGAUGGAGUGGUAACUGAUGCUGCCUUUCUUGGGAUGCCUUUGAUCCAGGUCUCAGCCUUAGACAGAGACACAGGGAGGAAUAAAGAGCUGGUAUACUCCAUUGAAGCAGGUAACAUAGGAGGUGCAUUUGGAAUUGAUCCACUGUCUGGCACCAUUUCAGUGGCCAGAGACAUGGACAUCACAUUUGUUGGCCAUUACAUCCUUACUGUUUGUGCCACAGAUGGAGGCAAUCCACCACUAAGUACAACAGCCACUGCUAGAAUUGCCAUCUCACUCUCAAACUUCUCUAGUCCCAAAUUCACCCAACUAGAGUACCAAGCUGAGAUCCCUGAGAAUAUGCCUGUUGGAACCUUUGUUACUAAUAUCAUAGCCAUAAGCCCCUCAGAAGUCAUUUACAAUAUAGCGCAAGGGAAUAAUGAGAAGAAGUUUAGAAUUAACCAGUAUACAGGUGUAAUUGUGACUCAGAAGUCCUUGGAUUUUGAAACCAUAGCAUCCUACAUAUUGGUUAUCCAGGCUGCCAACAUGGCAGGGAUUGUUUCCAGUACUACACUCAGUAUUCAAGUGGUUGAUAAGAAUGAUAAUCCACCUGUAUUUAAACAGCUGUGCUACUCAGGGAGCAUUAGUGAAGUAGCCCCCAUCAACAGUGUGGUUUUGGGUGAGGAUGGAAGUCCCCUAGUGAUCCAAGCUACUGAUUCUGAUAAGAACCAGAAUUCUCUAUUAGUCUUUCAGAUUGUUGAAGAUAUGGCUAAAUUAUUCUUCACUGUUGACCCUGGUACUGGCUCAAUCAGGAACAUUGCCAGUCUGGACUAUGAGACCUUGAGUGAAUUUUACUUCCAUGUUAGUGUCAGGGAUAGCGGUAGCCCAGAGUUGACUGCAGAUAGUCCAGCUAAAGUUUUAAUAAAGGUUGUGAACAUCAAUGAUUCUCCUCCCAGAUUCUCUCAAUACACUUAUAACACUGUUGUGCUGCUUCCUACAUAUUCUGGCAUAGAGGUUUUGAGGGUGGAGGCAUCUGACCCUGACAUGAGUAUGAAUUCAAUUUAUUAUUUUACUGAAAACAACUUGGAGCCCUUUGCCAUUGAUUCCAGCACUGGCAUUCUCACAGUCAAAAACAGCAAACUGUCCCAAGACCGCUACAGUUUCAAUGUAAAGGCAUCAGAUGGACGUGACUCCUGCACAGCUCUUGUGACAGUAAUAAUCCGCGAGGCUAUGGACAGUGGCCUUUUGUUCAGUCAGCCUUCAUAUAUCUCCUCUGUGCUGGAGAACACCUCAAACAUAUCUACCAUAAUGGUGGCCAAUGCUAUAGGAAACCAUCUGAAUGAGCCAAUCAAAUAUGCAGUGUUAAAUGCAGGGAUCCACUUUAAAAUUGGACCCACAUCUGGGGUCAUAAAGACCACGGGGAUCUCAUUCGAUCGUGAAGAGCAAGAGGUCUAUGAGCUGAUGGUGGAGGCAAGUCGCGAAUAUGAUUGGAUGAGGGUUGCCAGGGUGAUUGUACAAGUGCAAGUGGAAGACAUCAAUGAUAAUGCCCCUGAGUUUGUUGGCCUACCGUACUAUGCUGCUGUGCAGGUUGAUACACAAAUAGGCUCUUCCAUAUUUCAGGUGUCAGCUACAGACUUAGACAAAGGAAUAAAUGCAAUGGUUUCCUAUGAGCUCAAGAAUGAGGACAGAUAUUUUAAGCUAAACAGUACAACAGGUGAACUCAGCCUUCAAAAGACCUUUGUUGAAGACAUGUCCAAUGUUGAGUAUUCAUUGGUCAUUGUUGCACGUGAUGCUGGCUACCCCUCUCUUUCCACUGCAGUAGAACUCACAGUCAAAGUAGUUAACAAAGCCAUGCCUGUUUUUGACAAAAGUUUUUAUGGCAUUUCUGUUAGAGAGGACAUACCUGUGUCAAGCCCAAUUCUCAAGAUUAAUGCUUUGAGUCGUGAAGGACAGAGCAUCAUUUACACCAUUGUGAAUUGGGAUUCCUCUCUUCAGUUUGACGUUGGUUUUGAGACUGGUGUGAUCAGUAUAAUUUACCCUUUAGAUUAUGAGACUAUUCCCUAUUACAAGCUAAUAGUCAAGUCCACUGAUGCAUUCACUGGAGCUACAUCAGAGGUGGAUGUUAACAUUGAUGUUUUAGAUGUAAAUGACAAUGCCCCUGUAUUUGACAAAGCCUCAUAUACUGUUACUGUAGCUGAGAACUCAAUGCCUGGGACUGCAGUAGUACAACUUCUGGCAACAGACAAUGAAUCUGAACAUUGUGCUAUUCACUAUGAGAUUAUCACAGAUGUGUUGAACUGCACAGACUAUUUUGACAUUGACAGUGCCACUGGUCUUAUUGUUACAGCCCGUCUUUUGGACUAUGAAUUUAUCAAAUAUUAUAGCUUCAUUGUCCGAGCAACAGACAAUGGCUCUCCAGCCCAGAGCAGUGAGGUCACAGUUAAUGUCUUCAUAAAUGACACAAAUGACAACCCUCCAUCCUUUAACCAGCCACUCUAUGAAGCUUUUGUUAAUGAACUUGCUCCCAGGGGGCACAUUAUAACCUGCGUUCAGGCUUCUGAUGUGGACAUCUCUGAUUUUGGCAGGCUAAGAUAUAGCAUUCUUUCUGGAGAUGAUAGGAUGAACUUUUUAAUGGAUAAUGAAACAGGUGUCAUCUCUCUGUCACACCAGCAUUUGCAGCACAUGCAGCAGAUAUACAUGCUCAAUGUGUCUGCAUCAGAUGGAGUGUUCACUAGUACAGCACAGGUAAACAUCUGGAUACUGGGGGCUAACCUACAUAAUCCUGUCUUUAGUCAGAGAUUUUACUUUGCUGAGAUACAAGAGAAUGUACCUUCAGGAGCUAAGGUUAUUCAAGUGCAAGCCACAGAUGAGGACUUUGGGGGUUUUGGUCAGAUAACAUAUUCAUUUAUUAAUGACCUUGGAAAGACUCUGUUUAUUAUAGGAGCAGAUGGAGUGAUCACCACUGCCCAAAAAUUAGACAGAGAGAAUCCAAUGAACAGGGACAUUGUGCUGAUAGUAAUGGCUCUUGAUGGAGGUGGAAGAGCAGCCUUCUGUAGUGUUAAAGUAAUGCUAACAGAUGAGAAUGAUAAUGCACCACUCUUCAGGGCUGCAGAGUAUAGAGUUAGCAUUAAAGCUAAUAUAGCAAUUGGUACACUUGUGACUCAGAUCCAGGCUCAGGACCCAGAUGCUGGGGACAAUGGCAAGGUGGCUUAUUCACUGUACAGUGAGGCAAAGCUUCCUCUGGUGGAUGUGUUAGAAAUUGAGCCUGAUAGUGGGUGGAUGGUCACAAAGGGAAGCAUGGCUCAUUUGAGAGGAACUGUUCUAUCAUUCUUUGUCAAGGCCACAGAUGGAGGAGUCCCUUCUAAGCACUCAUUGGUGUCUGCAUUCGUCCAUGUAUUGCCACCUGAUGCUAACAUACCAGCAUUCACUCAGCCCCAAUACUCUUUUACUGUACUAGAGGAUACACCAAUUGGAACAGCCAUAGGUUCAGUGUACCUGAGUCUAGGCCAGACAGCAAUUUUUGCUGUGGUAAAUGGGGAAACAGUAGAGAGCAACCAGGGUAAAAUGUUUGUAAUGGAGAGAGAAACUGGGAUCCUCAGGCUUGAUAAUACAUUAGACUAUGAACUGGUCAACAUCUAUCGCUUCAAAGUGUCUGCCACCAUGAGAGAAGAUUUAGUAGAAUCCAUGUCUGUUGUUGAGGUGGAGGUGAAAGUCCUUGAUGUGAAUGACAAUAAGCCCUCCUUCGAGACUAACUCAUAUGUAGCUAUGGUAAUGGAGGGCAUGCCUGUAGGUACAAGAGUCAUGCGGGUACAUGCUCUGGACCGUGACUGGGGGUCCAAUGGCCAGGUUACCUACAGCCUUGGAUCAUUCUUCAAUCAUGGGAAAGUGCAAACCUCUAAGAGAAACUCUACUACCAACACCAUGUUUGCAGUUGACAGUAAAACUGGAUGGAUCACCACUCUUGGAGACCUGGACCAUGAAAUAUGUCCAUCUUACACAUUCAGUGUGGUUGCCUCAGAUCUAGGGGAGGCAGUCUCUCUCUCUUCUACUGCUGUGGUUACUGUUGCCAUUGCUGACGUCAAUGACAACCCUCCUAUUUUUGAGAGGGACUUCUACAGGGCUGCUUUGAGGGAGAAUGACCCAAUAGGAGAAGUAGUGUCUGUUCUCAGCACCCGAGACUUGGACACCUCUGAUCAGAAUAGGCUGGUCAGCCUCCAUAUCACAGGGGGUGACCCUGCAGGGGUGUUUGCACUAGCUUCAGUGCAAGGAGUGUGGAAGUUGUCUGUGAAGCGGCCACUGGAUAGGGAAAAUCAGGAUCGAUAUCUACUCAAUAUCACGGCCUCUGACAGCUUGUUUGCCACCCAAGUGAUUGUAGAGGUCACCAUCAUAGAUACCAAUGACAACAGCCCCAUAUGUAACCAGGCUAUAUAUGAAGCCUCAUUUCCAGAAGACAUACCCAUUAAUUAUGGAAUUCUGACUGUUGGGGCCACAGACUCUGACAUAGGCACAAAUGCAGAAAUUCAGUACUCCUUAUUUGGUAUAGGAGUCGAAGACUUCUACAUGGAUAUUAACACUGGUGAGCUGAAGAGUGCCUCUCUGAUUGACCGGGAGAGGACUCAGACCUAUAACCUGAUAGCCCAGGCUACAGAUGGAGGUGGCUUAUUCUGUCGCUCUGAGAUCUUUCUCACCAUAAUAGAUGUAAAUGACAAUGCGCCAUCCUUCUUUUUCACUGAGUUUCUCAUCAAUGUAUUUGAGAAUACUGCACCUAAAACCUUGCUAACACGUUUGCAAGCUGUGGAUCCUGAUGAGAGCUUGAACAGAAGAAUCAUGUACUCUCUAGUGGACUCUGCUGAAGGUGUCUUCUCGAUUAACCAUUUAUCUGGAGUGGUAAUUCUAGAGAAGCCUCUGGACCGAGAGAUCCAAGACACAUACCGGGUGAGGGUCCAGGCUGCAGACCAGGCAGGGGCAGCCGGCUCUCUCUCCACACAGGUAGACCUCGUUGUCAUGGUUCUGGAUGUGAACGAUAACCCACCAGUCUUCCAGAAGCAGGACUAUGCUGUUACAGUGCCUGAGGAUGUUGCUGUGGGAACAGAGCUGUUGAGGGUCUUUGCUUCCAGUAAAGACAUUGGUGUCAACGCUGAGAUCUACUACAGUAUCAGUACAGGCAACGAACUUGGGAAGUUUUACAUUGAUAAGACCAUAGGCAGCAUCUCAGUAGCUGAUGAUUUGGACUAUGAAGUGUGUAAAGACUUUUUCCUCAAAGUUGAGGCUGUGGAUGGUGGAACCCCUCCUCUAAAAACAUCCACAAUCAUAAGCAUUGAAGUGAUGGAUGUUAAUGAUAAUGCACCUUUCUUUAGUGAGGAGAUUUAUAAUGUUCUGGUUAGUGAAGACACUGCCAUUGGAGAGACAAUUACUCGGUUAUUCGCAGAAGACCUUGACAGCCAAGUAAACGGGCGAAUUACUUACUCAAUCUUGAGAGGAGACCAAGGGAACCAGUUCUGGAUCAAUCCUGUCACAGGACUACUGAAGGUCAACAAGGCACUUGAUAGAGAGCAGGUCCCCAGCUACAUGCUGUUAGUCCAGGCAUUCGAUAGUGGAUCUCCUGCAAUGUCCACGACAGUAACUGUGAAUAUUGAUAUUGCUGAUGUGAAUGACAAUGCUCCAGUGUUUGCCCCAGAGAAUGCUUCAGCAGUUAUUCAGCUGAACAAACCUGCAGGUACCACCGUCCUGACAUUAUCUGUCUGUGAUAAUGACUCUGCACGAAAUGGAGGCCCUUUUGAAUUCUUAAUUGUAUCUGGGAAUGAGGACAAUGCAUUCACCCUCGACAGGAAUGGAGAGCUGCGCUCAAACAAAGUGUUUGGACCACAUGCCACAGGGGAGUAUGUUCUUGAGAUACAGGCAUGGGACUCUGGGAAGCCUCGCUUGUCAUCAUCCUCUUUCGUGGUUGUGCGUGUGAUUGGAGGAAAUGUCUUUAAGCCUGUGGUCUUUCCUCUGGAGAUUGUUAUAGUGAUGGUGGAAGAUGUGUUUCCUGGUGGCAUCAUUGGAAGGAUCUAUGCCAGCGAUGAAGAUGAAAAUGACAAGUUGUCUUUCACACAGCAGCCUCAGUCAAAAAGCCUGUUCAGGAUCAAUCAACAGGAUGGCAAGAUUGUGGCCCUGAGUGGCCUGGAGCCUGGCAGGUACUUCAUUAAUGCCACGGUCAGUGAUGGACAUUUCUCUGAAACAGUGGGUGUAAAUGUGCAGGUGAAGGUGGCCACAGAGGACAUGGUGCAGAAUGCUGUCAUGCUGCGCUUUCAGGACCUCUCUCCUAAGGACUUUGUGGGUAUAUACGUAAGACAGUUGAAGAGAAUGCUCCAGAAUGCACUGGUUGGGGCCGGAGUGGCACAGACCCCAGAGCCUAUGCACAUUAUAGGGGUGCAGUCAGUGGCACAGUCUUCCCAGUUGGAGGUGCUUUUGGUAGUGGAGGCACAGGAGGGAGGGUAUCUGGGGCCUGGGGAGCUGGCACUGAGGCUGGGUGAACUGCGGGGAAAGCUAGGAGGAAGACUGCCGUUGGUGGAAGUGCUCGAUCAGAGCUGCUCAGGAGAAUUGGACUGUGGUGACGGUGUGUGUGAGCUUAGCCUGAAGCUGGAACCUGUUGACUUGAUCACCUAUGGUACCUCUAAAGUGAGCUUUGUCUUGCCAGGUUUCCGGCGCACUGAGACCUGCACCUGCUCAGGUGGGAUAUGUUCAAAAUCUGCAGAGCUUUGUGAAGGCCAGGCCUGUCCUCCUGACAUGCAAUGUGUACGUAGUGCCUCAACAGUUCCCUCUGCUUGCCAGUGCCUGCCUGAAACUCUCCACCAGUGUGCAGGUCAGACAUCUUUGAGUUUUUCAGGAAACAGCUAUAUUAAGUACAAAGUAACAACUAGCAGUAAGGAUCCGGAUAUGAAGAUUGGCUUGAAGAUCAGAACCCUGCAGAACAGAGGAGUCAUAAUGUAUAGACAUGCUGAGCUCUGCCACAUGCUAAAGAUUGAGGAAGGGCGCCUCUGGUUCCAGUUGGAUUGUACCAACAGCCUGGAUGUGCUGGGCAUCUCUGGGCAUCCCAUAAAUGAUGGUGCAUGGCAUACUGUGGCCUUGGAACUGACUUACAACUACACGCUGCUCUCGCUGGAUGACAGCUAUGUGGAGCGCUGGCAUGCUGCCCAGGUCCCUAUUCAUCUCUGGCCACCUGGCACCAAUGCUUCACUGUUUUUUGGGGCCCAGGUGCUACAGAGAGGUGCACACAGGCACUCCCAGUCAUAUAAUGGUUUCCAGGGCUGCCUGAGUGCUGUAACACUGAAUGGCAAUGAGCUGCCACUACAGAGUAAGAGGAACCGCCAUGGGGAGUUGACAACCAUCCGUGAGGUGAAGAUGGGCUGCGUGCUCUAUCCUAACCCCUGCCUGGGGGUGUCAUGCCAGAACGGUGCCACCUGCAAUAGUCUGCCAUCCGGAGCAUUUUCCUGCAGUUGCCCACCACAAUACACCGGUAUGUUCUGUGAGAUGGAGGUCUCAUCCUGUAUCCCCACACCAUGUCGGAAUAGAGGAGAGUGCAAAGCCGUGGGCAACACUUUUCUUUGUGGCUGCCCAAAAGGCUUCACUGGACUCAUAUGCGAUGAGGAUGUGAACGAGUGUGACAGAGAGGAGUGUGAGAACGGCGGCACGUGUGUGAACACGUUCGGUGCAUUCUACUGUAAUUGCACAGCUGGCUUUGAGGGCCAGUUCUGUGGACAGCCAUCAGCAGGUGUAGUGGGAACACAGGCCGAGAUGUCAUCCUACAUUGGCCCAGCAGAAGUGAUUGGCAUUGGCGUUUUGCUUUUUGUGGUGUUGGUGCUUCUCAUUCUGCUGGCUGUUUUCCAUAAGAAGCUUCUACGCAAGGACUGGGUCAGCGCUGAGUCAGCAGGUAUCUCCACAGGAAAUGGCUAUCGCCUGCGUGAAAUGUGUGCAGGUGCUGAGGGCACUGGAGGGCCUCCACAGGUCAUGGUGCGCCCUACUGCUUACACAACACCCCGGUGUCAGGGAGAGAAAUCAGCAGGUCUUGGCAAUGUCUCAUUCCCACCUCCAAUGGGUACAUUUCAGAUAACAUCACACAACCUGGGCAUAGCCAGAAGAGGGGUAGCUGUGUGUAGUGUUGCUCCAAAUCUGCCUUCGUUGUUGCCCAACUUCCCCCUCCGCAGACCUCCUUGGGAGGAUGAUGAUGAUGAUGAGGAGGACGACGACGAAUGUGAAGCUCAAGCCUUCAAAUGGCAAGAUAGAAAGUAUUGGGCAGAUGGACCGGAAAUUAGCACAAAAUGGGAAUCCAAUAGUACAGUGGAAGAGGCCUCUUGUUUUUCAGAUAGCAGUACAAGUGACGCUCCCUCUGCCAGAUCUGACUUGCGCGAUGACAACGCUUCCAUCGUGACAGUGAUACGGCGGGUCAGUGAUGCAGUGGACAACAGUGAAAAUGAAGUUAAUCCACAUCUCAAUCAAGUGGAUCAAACAUGCGUUGAAUACAUCAAAGAAUUCUUUGUCAAUUCAUACUGUUGGGAGGCUACAGAUUGGAUUCCUGACACCUUACUGACAGACCUGGAAUCCACUAACAGACCGCAUUCUCCUACUCGUACUCCUCCACCAGCUCCUCUCGCCCUUACUCCUACACAACUGAGUGGCAGCGUCCUUCUAAGUGGCAGUACGCACUCCCUGGAUACCAGUUAUCCCUUACAUAGGUAUGAAGGCCACAGAGAUGUCUAUUCUUCCUUAUCUAGGGAGAAGUGCCCUGUCCCAGUGUGUGAGGAGUGCCAGGAUGAGGAGAGUCUUUCCCAAGGGGGCUAUAACGAGGGGAUUGCCAAUGCUUCCUGCUAUCACUCUAGUCAUAGGGAAGAAAGGCUUCAUGUCUGGAAAGACUCCUAUUCCUUUGGCAGUCAUAGGGAGAUCAGCAAACUUGGGGACAGACAGUCAUUUGGAGUUCAGUGCUCACACAGUAACCAGCACAGC
Molecule: messenger RNA, 13935 nt
Organism: Neoarius graeffei (lesser salmon catfish)
Lineage: Eukaryota; Metazoa; Chordata; Actinopteri; Siluriformes; Ariidae
Product: protocadherin Fat 3
Exons: 29
Biological process (GO): homophilic cell-cell adhesion
Cellular component (GO): plasma membrane
Molecular function (GO): nucleic acid binding; calcium ion binding
Source: RefSeq, a predicted model, not a curated record